Fomitopsis serialis is the source of this 689-nucleotide messenger RNA. Its product is annotated as PDCD5-related protein. Gene Ontology annotation, cellular component: nucleus; cytosol. The transcript has 4 exons. Lineage: Eukaryota; Fungi; Basidiomycota; Agaricomycetes; Polyporales; Fomitopsidaceae. The coding region runs from base 158 to 592 and encodes 144 amino acids. Gene Ontology annotation, molecular function: DNA binding. The record is from RefSeq and is a predicted model, not a curated record.
CUUGAGUCGGUUCCUCGGCGCGACAUCUUCAGCUGCAGGUCCUUUGCUCUUGAGACCUACGUUGUAUCACUAUACCCUGUCGACUUCGAAUUCUACACAUAGGGUUCGCCUAUUAGUGAUCUGGUCCACUGAAUAAGACGACUUCCACGAAACAGUCAUGGCAGACCCUGAGCUUGCCGCAAUUCGUGCGGCUAGGAUGAGCCAACUCCAGCAGAACACUGGAGGAGGAGGCGAAGGUGGAGAAGAUGAGGGCAAGCGGGCAGCGGAGGAACAGAUGCGCAGAGAUUUGCUGGCUACUGUGCUGGAUAACUCUGCGAGAGAACGACUGGCCCGCAUUGCUCUCGUCAGCCCUCAGCGAUCACAGCAAAUCGAGGCUAUCCUCCUGCGCAUGGCUCAAACGGGCCAGUUGCGAGGGAGGGUAACAGAGGGCCAGCUCAUAGAUCUGCUGGAGCAGGCAGACGAGGCACAAUCCAAGAUGGCCACAAAGACGAGUACUAUAGUGGUGCGUUUAUGGUUAAUAUUUGCCACACACCACCCUGACACUUUCAUUGGGCCAGUUCCAACGUCGGAAGGGGGGAUUCGACGACGAUGACUUCGACUAUCUUGGCUUGUGAUGUCCCUUGGAACCUACCCGGGCUGCUAACGGCGAAACACAGAACCAAUCGCUUGGGGAACAUGCAAUCGGUGUG